Molecule: messenger RNA, 2768 nt
Organism: Etheostoma cragini (Arkansas darter)
Lineage: Eukaryota; Metazoa; Chordata; Actinopteri; Perciformes; Percidae
Product: transmembrane protein 41A-B-like
Exons: 6
Coding region: 344-1171 (275 amino acids)
Source: RefSeq, a predicted model, not a curated record
GCCCCCAUAAGCAGCAGCUGAAGAAGACCUACUCACAAAGUUCAGUUAAAUCAGCCAAACCUGUUCACUAUCGUCUUUUGAGGCACUUUUUUUGAAGAUAUUAAAGUAACAGGAGAAAAUUACAAUAAACGAGGAGGAAACGAGGUAAAACGUGCUGUGUGGGAGGGUUACACAAAUGUCAACAUUUGUCCCUCAACAUUAAGAAAGUUGUAAGAGAGUCAGCGGCUGCCAUGUGAUCCGUCUGCCGGUGCCAGCCAGAAUGUCACCCGUCAUUUGUUGCAUGUUGCCCGAUUUCGAAGUUCGCCGGUGAACGGUGAACAGGGUAGCCAUAGCAGGGAGCAACAUGCGCUCCUUAGCGGGACUGGCUGCCAUUGUGGCCGCGGCAAGUGUCUUCCUCUACCUGCUGUCGACUCAUCUUCCCCCGGGACCGACGCACGCCCAGCCGGACUCAGAGGGGGAGGAACACGGGGUCAAGGAGUACAGGCUGAAGUUCCCGUCGGACCUGGAUGAGCUGCGGGAGCUCGCCGAGAUGCUCAAGUUUUAUAAAAGAGAACAUCACGGCUACGUUCUGCUGCUGUUCUGCAGCGCCUACCUCUACAAACAGUCCUUCGCCAUACCUGGCUCCUCCUUUCUGAACAUGCUAGCUGGUGCAAUAUUUGGACCCUGGGAGGGCCUGGUGUUGGCCUGCCUGCUCACCACUGUUGGCUCCACAUUCUGCUUCCUGCUCUCCUCUGCGUUUGGAAAGCAGCAUGUGGUUCAGUUCUUCCCGGAGAAGGUGGCCCAGCUGCAGCAGAAGGUGGAGGAUAAUCGUAGCAGUUUGUUCUUCUUCCUUCUUUUCCUUCGUUUCUUCCCUAUGACUCCUAACUGGUUCCUUAACAUCACCUGUCCCAUCCUCAACAUCUCUAUGCCCAUUUUCUUCUUCUCUGUAUUCAUAGGCUUGAUCCCUUACAACUUCAUCUGUGUUCGCACGGGCUCCAUCCUCUCAGAGAUCUCCUCUCUGGAUGAUAUCUUCUCCUGGGGGACACUAACCCAGCUCCUGGCCAUCGCUCUCAUGGCUCUCCUCCCUGGAGCGCUGAUCAAACAGUACAGCAAAGCUCACCUUGACGUGGGCGGCAUGGACUGUAACGGAUCCAGCAAGGCUGAUACCAGGCAGGACCGGAAGAGACGAUGAUUCUGGGAUAACUGAGGACUCAUAGGGUUUAAGAUUGAAACACCUCUCUCCACAGGUAGGCCUGUGACCUGUUGUCCACUUCAGCCUUGUGAUUUCUGUAAGGUCCCACCAGAGGCUCAUCAUACUUACAGUACGAUCUGUUCUGAAAGUUUGGAAGUGUCUGCAGGUCAUGUGAUCCCAGGCUUUAAGUCUACAGUUUCCCAAAUAUCUCUCAAUGCCAAUAUAUAGAGCGAGAGUUUUAGGGAAAUCUUCUGAGAUGGGCCCUAAAAUUCCGUAGAUUCAGAAUAAAACGUCUUAAAAGUUGAGUUAAUUGGGCACCUAAAAGUGUCCAAUAGUUCACAUUUUAAGGAAUAAUUCUGUAAUGAUCAAUGAUAUAGUGGUACAGCAGCUUUAAAAGUACUGAAAUUAUUUUAGUUGUCUUGACUUCUUAUUUUUUGGUGUUUAAAAAAAAACGAUCCCAAAAUAAACACUUUUGGGGAUUUCCCUGAACAACAGUAGAUCUUCAGUUUCGGUGAAUGUUGAGAUGAUGUGGAAAGUUAAUAACGUCUCAGUGGCAUAAUCAGUCUGAUCUCAUUUGGAAUUCAUCCCAGGGCCGGCCAAGAGCUGAGCUAUGAUGCAGGAACACGUUAGAGAUCUGUUAUAAAUAGAUAGAUAGAUAGAUAGAUAGAUAGAUAGAUAGAUAGAUAGAUAGCACUUUAUUGUGUGCGUAGACUUGGGAAGUUGUCUUUCAGUACAAUCUCCAACACAGCAACCUAAAGACAAAAAGCUAAAACACAUAGGCAUCAUUACAAACAAAUAAAUAAAACAUGAAUAGAUAAUUAAUAUGAAGAGGGCCCUGUCCUGCAAGAGUGGUCAUUAAUAUCCCAAAAUAUAUAGAUGAAAGUGGGGAGAUCUAUCACUUCCUCCUGUGUUGAUUCAGCAGAAAUAUUGACAGAGGAACAACUGAGUGUUUAUAUUGGUUCUUUCUGCAGUCUGGGACCCUGUAGUGCCUCCCGGAGGGCAGGAGUUGGUACUCCCCACGGAGCAUGCAGGAAGAGAUUUUGUCAGCCAGUCUGAUGGUGUGUAGUCAGGCGGUGUUGUGGGUCAUUACGUUGUUUUGCACUUCUUUCUCGGUCGACCAUGUUGUAAAUUUUGACUUCCUGUUUAGUGCGUUGCCAUUGUGCCAAGAUAUUACUACAGCUUUUAAAGUAAUUUGCUCUGUGUAAUAAAUAUAAGAGCCGACCCUGCUGUAGAGGAAUCUAUUAUAUGGUUUAAACCCACUGAUACAAUUAGGAGUUUGGAGAUCAGACAAAUAACCAGCUAGACAAUAAUGUCUUUUCUCACAUACGUUUACUCAGUGACUCAGUAUGCAGCUGUUAUGGUUCCUGGAAUUGCAUGGAAAAACAUUUUAGCACAUUUGGACUUUUUAAUGUCUCACAAUUGAGGGUGUCUCUGUCUUCUCCUUACACACAUGUCUUAAUGUAGCUCUGUGCACAUCAGGUGUUAUCUUCUCAACAAGACUAAAAUGCUAACAUACUGUAAUUUGGGCACAUGGCUUUUACUGUAGGCUUCUGGGGAGGUCUACUAACAGAGAAGGCUAGUUGCCUUGCUCAAAAGC